UCAUCUUCAGUCAUGGUUGCACCAAAGCUUCUUGCAGUUUUGGGUUUUCUUUUAGCAUUAUGCAACAAUGGCUGUGUACUGGGAUCUCACAAGAUUUACCCUCAGUAUCAAAAUCUCAAAGUUCAUAAGGUCAAUCAAGUUCAUAGAACUGGCUACCAUUUUCAGCCUCCCAUGAACUGGAUAAACGAUCCAAAUGGACCCAUGUACUACAAAGGGCUAUAUCAUCUGUUCUACCAAUACAACCCUAAAGGAGUAGUGUGGGGCAAUAUUGUUUGGGCUCAUUCAGUAUCAAAAGAUUUAAUCAACUGGGAAGCCCUUGACCAUGCAAUCUACCCAUCAAAAUGGUUCGAUAUAAAUGGGUGUUGGUCCGGGUCGGCAACUAUUCUUCCAGGAAACAAGCCUAUGAUCCUUUACACUGGAAUUGAUCCAAAACAACGCCAGGUCCAAAACUAUGCAGUACCCAAAAACUUGACCGACCCAUAUCUCCGAGAGUGGGUCAAACCCGAUGAUAACCCGAUAGUGGAUCCAGAUAAUACUGUGAAUGCUAGUGCAUUCCGGGAUCCAACUACUGCUUGGUGGGCUGAUGGGCAUUGGAGGAUCUUGGUAGGAAGUAAAAGGAAGCAUAGAGGUAUUGCAUAUUUGUAUAGAAGUAGGGAUUUUAAGCAAUGGGUUAAAGCUAAACACCCUCUUCAUUCAUCUCCCAAAACGGGUAUGUGGGAGUGUCCAGAUUUCUUCCCGGUUUCGUUAUCGGGUCAAAACGGGUUGGAGACAUCUGUUGUUGGGCAAAAUGUGAAGCAUGUAUUAAAAGUUAGCUUGGAUCUUACAAGAUAUGAGUACUAUACUGUGGGUACUUAUGAUAAGAAGAAGGAUAGAUACACUCCUGAUAAUACUUCUGUUGAUGGAUGGGGUGGGCUUAGAUUUGAUUAUGGAAACUUUUAUGCUUCCAAAACCUUUUUUGACCCAAGUAAGAAUAGGAGGAUUUUGUGGGGUUGGGCCAAUGAGUCUGAUUCUGUGAAGGAUGAUAUGCAAAAGGGAUGGGCUGGAAUUCAGGCAAUUCCAAGAAGGAUUUCGUUAGAUGCCAGUAGAAAACAAGUCAUACAAUGGCCUGUAGAAGAAUUGGAGACUUUAAGAGGCCAAAAGGUUCAAUUAAAUAAUCAAAAGCUCCAACAGGGAGAACAUUUUGAAGUCAAAGGCAUCACUGCUGUUCAGGCUGAUGUUGAUGUCACCUUCUCAUUCCCAAGCCUGGACAAAGCUGAACCAUUUGACCCUAAAUGGGCAGAACUUGAUGCACUAGACGUUUGUGCCCAAAAGGGGUCCAAAGCUCAGGGUGGUCUUGGACCAUUUGGACUCUUGACAUUAGCAUCAGAAAAUCUAGAAGAAUUUACUCCAGUGUUCUUUAGAAUAUUCAAAGCACCAACCAAACAUGUAGUUCUCCUUUGCUCUGAUGCAACAAGCUCUUCCUUGGGGAAUGGACUAUACAAACCAUCAUUUGCUGGGUUUGUUGAUGUAGAUUUAACAAAGAAGCAACUUUCACUUAGGAGUUUGAUAGAUCAUUCGGUGGUUGAAACUUUUGGAGCUGGAGGCAAAAUUGUGAUAUUGUCUAGGGUUUAUCCUAAGUUGGGCGUGUUUGAUAAGGCUCACUUGUUUGUGUUCAAUAAUGGGUCUGAGACUAUUACAGUAGAGAACCUCAAUGCUUGGAGCAUGAAGCAGCCUUUAAUGAAUGCACCCAUUAGAAAAUGAAUAGGUGGAGAAGAAGCUGAGCUAAAGAUAAAA
Manihot esculenta (cassava) is the source of this 1773-nucleotide messenger RNA. Its product is annotated as beta-fructofuranosidase, insoluble isoenzyme 1. Gene Ontology annotation, molecular function: hydrolase activity, hydrolyzing O-glycosyl compounds. Bases 13 to 1740 code for a protein of 575 amino acids. The record is from RefSeq and is a predicted model, not a curated record. Gene Ontology annotation, biological process: carbohydrate metabolic process. The transcript is spliced from 6 exons. Lineage: Eukaryota; Viridiplantae; Streptophyta; Magnoliopsida; Malpighiales; Euphorbiaceae.